Aegilops tauschii subsp. strangulata is the source of this 1013-nucleotide messenger RNA. RefSeq lists its product as uncharacterized. Lineage: Eukaryota; Viridiplantae; Streptophyta; Magnoliopsida; Poales; Poaceae. The record is from RefSeq and is a predicted model, not a curated record.
UACAACCCGAUCCCUUUAGCCGUCCCUCCACUACUAAUACUGAUCAAAAGCAUAACCGCCCAUGGAGCAUAAUAUCCAUUUAGUUGGGCCAUGCACACGUUUGGCAUGCAUGUACGCAUGAUGCAUUCAUGAUCCAUUUGCCCUCUCCUCUCCUCUUCCUCGCCCCACCACUUCCUCAAAAAACCAAUCACCUUCGUCCUCUUUCUCUUCUUCGUCUUGCUCACGCCAAGAAGCACGGCAAGAAACCGUUGGUCCAUACCAACACGACAGGCCGGCCGGUGGUGCUUAGUUAGCUAGCUAGCUGCCGGUGGCUCUUUGCCCUUGUGUACGUACAUGGGGCAAGAAGAGGACGCCCUGACCGUGGCCUUGUCGUGGGAGCAGGAGGAGGGCAUGCCGGAGAGCCCGAGGAAGGCGCCGGUGGUCCUGUCGUGGGAGCACGAGCCGGCCGUGAAGAAGCCGGUCUCGACGGAAGCCCGUGGUGGUGGCAUGCGGGAGGGCCAGAGGAAAGUGCCGGCGCUGGCGAGGCGGCUGUCGGUGCCGCCGCCGCCGGGCAGGCCGGCGGCGAGGGGCUACUCGAGGGCCGUCCGGCCGGAGGACGACCCUUUCCUGGCGGCGUACCUCGCCUGCACCAAGAGCAGCGGCGACGGCGGGAAGAAGAAGACCGGCGGCGCCGCGCGGGAGCCCAAGGGCGAGAGGCGGUGGGGCGUGCUCGGGCGUGGGCUGGGCGUGCUGUCCUGCAAGCGGUGCAACGGCGUCAUGGAGCAGAGCAUGGUGAGGCUGGCCAAGCUGCCCGAGCUGGAUCCCAGGGAUGCUUAAUAGUACUAGUAAUUAUCUCCUAAUUUAUCAUCAUCGUCAUCUCCUCUUUUUGUUUGGCAUGGUUUGCAGUACGUAGUUUCUUCCUGAUAAACUUUGGUGAUUAGAUGUAGAAAGUUUGAGAACACACUAAAUUUGUCUGUGUGCUGGAGAGGAAGCAUGCAUCAUCUCAUCUUCCUAUAGCUGGGUUUUUCAGAUUA